AUUCACAUCAUUCGCGCCAACUUCCUGUUUGUUAACCAUCGAUGAUCGAGAAGGUAGCAUCGUCUGCAACAUUGUGUCGAACAUUGACAAAACAUGUCAUAUGCAUCGUGUCAUUGGUGAAUUUUUAUGUUGGAUUUUGAAUACCUUGAACUCUUCAUGCUUCUUCUAGACUCAGUCUGCGUGCCAUGCUGACUCACGGAGCAGGUUAGGUUAAGUGCCUGGAUUACGAGGGCAUGUAGUAAACGAAUGGGGGCUUGUUUAUAGGGGAUUCGGACCAGGCAUCAUGAGGCUUAUAAUACAUGUAUCCUGCCGACAUAUCAAUCCAUGGUACUCACCAAUCCGUGGUAUUUUUUAUGACGUCAUGUCUCGCUAAGCUAUCACUUCAGCAGACAUUGUGACGUUCAGCCUCCAAAAAUUACACUGAUCACAUCGUACGGAAGUAAAAUCUAUUUUUCUGGGUAGCCUACUCCUACAGAAUGCCGGAUACCCCAAGUAUAUACAUAUAUAUAUAUGCCAUGUUUGUUUGAUGCUACUAAUAGCAUUAAUGUUAGAAUAGUGUGAUAAAGCUCAAAGAAGCACAAGAACGAUUCCUGUCAUUUGUAUGGUUUAAUAUGAUUACACCACAAAAUCAAAAUCAAAUAUUAAAGAGAUUCAUAAACUUCUUAAAACUAAAUUUUUUUUACAUCAACAUUGAAAUAUUUCAUGAAAAUAUAAGUUCUGUAAUGGCAUUCAGCAAUCACACCAGAGAAUCCACUUGGGAUGCAUUCCAGCAAACAUAUUUUCCAUUAGGGCUUAACUUUGAAACUAAAAUGACAUUUACUUAUGAUAGCAUUCCAAACCAUCUUGUAUUUUAGUGAGGCAGCUAAAAUGGUGGCAUAAAAACUUUAUUAGGAAACAUUACUUAGGAAGGCCCUUGUGCAUAUUUCUUACCAAUAUGGAGGAAGGUAUCUUGUAUUCUGUAUUCUAACCUUUUUAUGACAUGUGUUUCCUACAACUGAUGAUAGAAAUGUCACGUGACAGACACAUUACUUGUGCAAGUGUAGAGUGAAAUAUCAGUGGAAUUGGUCACAGUGAGGUCUAUUUGGGAGAAAUUGUUUUGUUUUGAAACAGAAAUUGCUCUACUGCUGUUUGGCCUGGACCAGACUUGAUGUGUACAUGGCUCCCAUGAUGUAACUAAUUAAGUUGACUGUGGCUUAAACAGUUAUAUCCCAUUAGUUAGACGUCCCAAUUGUUAGACAUGUUUAUUUAGGCAAAGAGGGAAUAUACCUACAGGUGUAAUGGAUCAGUCCUAAUUAGAUUAAAGUACUGGGUAGGGAUAGGGGACUCACAGUUUAGGGAGUAUCUGUGUUAUAAUUUCGUUUAAUCAACCUAAAUUACCUUACUCUCAGCACAGGUUCAAUAGGCAUGAGAUUAACUAUGUAAACUAUGUAGCUUAAUUGUCUUACUGUAUGAUCAGUUGAAGGAGUUGAGUUUAGAUUAUCUACUCUUCAAACAAAUAAAAAUGAUCUUGGGGUACAUAUCAUUAGCAGUAUCGAUAUACCUGGUUUAGGGAAAGUAGAGUACCUCACCUCUCGGCGUGGAAGUGAGCAGUUGAUAUUAGAUGGAUAAUUAUAUUUACAAAAGAAACCGCGAGAGGCAAACCUUCAAAAUUGGAGAUGUGUCGUCAAGACGUGCAAUGGGAAAUGUACGACUGUCGGUGACUUUCUUUGCAAUCAGUCGGAACAUAACCAUCCGCCUGAAGAUGAAACCAGAGUGAACUUUGUCAGCAAUCUUCGUAAAAGAGCUUGAGAAGAAACCACACAGAUGCAGGCAUUGUAUGAGGAGCAAGUCACUCAAGUAGAUGAAGCCAACAUGCCAGCAUGAUGCCAUCAUUUCAGAGCGUGAAAAGUGCACUUUACAGGCGUUACAUUCCAGCGUUACCCAGGUCGCGGUCAGCAGUAGACAUUGAAGACAAAUGGUCAGAGACAACAGAUGGACUUCCCUUUCUACUGUUAAGCAAUGGCGACGAUGACAAGAUCCUGGCGUUCUCCACUGCAGAACAGAUACAAGCCCUCCAGGAAGCCGACACCCUUUACAUGGAUGGUACCUUCACAGCAUGUCCGGGUUUAUGGGAUCAAGUAUACAUCAUUCAUGCCAGAGUUGGCCCCAACAUCUUCCCUCUAGUGUUCGCCCUUUUGCCAGAUCGCCAAGCAACAACCUAUGGCCGGCUUUUUCGACAACUGAAGAGACAGAAGUUCAAGAGCAACUCAACAGACCUCUGUCACCUAGCACACUUGCUUCGUCUGGGAUAAAUAAACUGUAAAAGUUAUAAAAUGUAAAGUGUACAUUACCAAAAACUGUCACAAAGUGUUGUUACAAACUGUAUAAAAUUUAUCAAAUGUAAAGUGUCAUUAAAUGUUAAGUAUAAUAUUCAAGUAUCUAGUUAAAGCUGCUUUGCUUUGUUUGUCAGAUCUUAUCUGGACUAUUCCAUUUUAAAGUCUGAGGUAACAAGCAUAAGGAUUAGUGUGCACUCAACCAUUUAAAGUGUUGUUAUAAGCUGUCUAACUAUUGGGACGUCUAACUAAUGGGAGGACACCGCUUAAAAAAUGUGUAACAAGGACGAGAUGAUAGGGACCUGUUCCUGUAGAUUUUUAUCUUUUAUGUGAAAUGCAGAAUUGAGGCUGAUAUGUUAGAAAGGCUGAGUUUUGGGGUUUUCACGACACCAUGUAUUAUUUGAACAUGAGCAAGUUAUUGAACCCAGUCUGAUUUCGAAAGAGAUUUAGUUAAAGAUGGAACAAAACAUGGCGAAAAAAUUGCCUGGUGGGCACUUGCUCAUGGUCAGAUUUUUUAAGAAUUAAAUCAUUUCAUUAAAACUUCUGUACUUAUGUCAUAAAUCAAAACAAGCAAAGAAUGGGAAGAAGAAAUUGUAGUUGUCGGUCGUAGGAGCACUUCCUGCAGUGGUAAACAUGUUAUGGUUCAAGUCCUUCAGAGAUGUAAUUGCCAGGAAAAAAGAGUUAUCUCCCUUUCAUUGUGAGUCUAGAUUAGAAAUCAUUUGACUAGAAAAAGAAGAUUCUUUUGGUAAUUUAUAAAUCACAACUUGUCAGUGGGUAAAUUGUAUUGCUAUUAUAUCAUCACUUGAGCCUUAACCUGUUGCUUCAAUGUUUGCUGAAGGUGUGGCACUUGCUGAUGCCCAUCUGAGGAUCGCAGUAUAUGUCCAGUACUCAUUAGUCACACAGUCUAACACUGUUGGGUCGAACAUCUAUGUGUCUAGCUUACGGUUGUCGCCAAGUAAAAGCUUGGCUCUACGCAUUCCUUCUUGAUUCGACUUCCAGUGGUAGAGCGUCCACCCGGAGAGCGGAAGGUCCGGUGUUUGAUCCAAGGCUGUCAUACCAAAAGACGUUAAAAGAUGGUACUUGUUAUUACCCUGUCUGCUGCUUGGCAUUAAAGGGCUAUGACAAGGACUGGUCGGCUCGGAGUCGGUAUACUGAGUCUGAGUGGGGUAUUCAAGUUAAACUGCGGCAUGGUAUCUCAGUGACCUACGGAUAACCUUUUGAGCAUUUGAGUUUUUACUCUAGGGUUUCUAUUUUACUUGGGUUAUUACAUUUUCAUUGGGUAACCAAUAUGUUUUCACUCAUCUAUGCUCUAUUGGUUUUUUCCCAAAGUUAGUGAACAUUUUAAGAUUUGAACAAAAAUAAUAAUGCUUCAGAUGUAUAUAACUAUUCUAAAUAUGUAUAUAUAUAGGCUUGACACGGAAAGUUUAUUAGCACAUAAUUGUGUCUUGGAAAUUAGCUCCUUUGUGUGCAUGCUGAAAAAGCUUCAUUGGGUAUUUACGUGAAUGUUUUUUAUACAUUAUAGUUUUUAAUUUAAUCAUGUGUUUCUGUAUGCAUGUUAAUUGAAAGUAAUUGGAUUUUGAAUAUUUUGGGGGGGUAUUUUACGCAAAUACACUGCUUAUCUGUAGCUCUGGAGCUAGCACUAUAAAUUGGCAUAUGUCCGGACUAUUAAAAGCAGCCAAACACACACACGAGCAUGCACAUCGCUAUGUAAGUGUAAUAGUCUUGGACCUGACAAUAAACCCCAUUUCACCUGACCUUCUUGAUUCACCAUGUUUCGGUUGUGUCAAACCUGGGAUAACUCGAUGUGUUUACAAAGGCCCCUUCAACUUCAACACAACAGUGUUUGACUGUAUAUACAUGAACAAGUGUCUCUUUACAGUUCAGUGUUUGUACUGAUCCAUUAGCAGUCUGUGUCUCAAACCAAUUCUCCAAAGCACAAGUCAAGUAAAAUGUCAUUUGGGGUGAUUAUGUAUAGAGUAACUAGGUUAAAUUCUUGUGAAAAUGAACUUUUGAAAGUUUAAAGUUUGGUGCAGAGUCAUAUACUAAUUUAAAACACUGUUACUGAUUUGUUAAGUGUAGGUAAUGACCCAGGUUUGUGAUGGCCAAGCUGUUCCCCGAGAUGGAAGGGCUGACUAGGACUAUGGGAUCCAAGGACCGACAUGCCUCCAGGGUGCAGGACCUGCUGUAUCAGCAAAUGCAGGAACAUUCUAUAUUCUGUGAUGUUACCCUUAUCAUUGGAGCAGUGGAGAUCAAGGCUCAUUGGUGUAUGUUGGUGUCGUGCCCAUUCUUCCAGUCUCUCUAUGACAGUGGCAUGAGGGAGAAAACAGCAAGUGAGGUACACCUAUCAUUUGGCAGUGCAUGGGCUAUGAAAGAGGCAGUGAAGUUCCUGUAUGUUGGCACUGUGGAGGUCAACAUGGACGUCGUGAAGGAGCUGCUUGAGGCUGCCGAGUACCUCCAGAUAACGGACAUGAAGAAGUGCUGCAGUGACUACCUCUUCCUCGUUGACAUCAACAUCGACAACUGUGUCAACUUAUCACUGAUGGCCAGUUUGUAUGACCUUGACCUAUACAACAGAGCAUUCCAGUUUCUCAGAGGGCACUUGCCUGAAGUUAUGGGCAAAGAUGACAUCUUGGUUCUAACCAAGGAGUCCAUUGUGUCCUUGUUGACGGAUGAGACACUCUCCUAUGUAUCCCAAGAGGAGUUCUUUGAUUUCAUUUUCAGAUGGACGGUGCAUGAGUUAGAUCAACGAGAAGACAGCUUUCCUGAACUGUUUGAGUGUUUGGACCUCACUAAAAUGAGCAAAUCAUUCCUAGAAGACACAGUUGAGCAUUGCCCACUGGUUGUGAAGUUUGAAAGGUGUAAAGUUCAUCUGUUGAAUGUAAAAGUGAAACAAAUGUUUGGAAUGCUUACUCACAACAAUGAACAGAAGAAUGUGAUCCUCAUCUGUGGUGGCAGUGGCCCAGGUGUGUACAUCGGCCACUUCAUGCUUCCAUAUUCAGACUUCAUGUCUGUCAAUAACAUGUUUGCUUACGUCAUAGAGGAGAAACGAUGGACUGAGUUAGCACCUUUGCCAUAUGCCAUGCGACGACCAAUGCUUGUCUGUGAUGAAAGUGGGAACUUGUUUGUGUACGACAACUCUAAUGGAUUAGAGGAACUGUAUCUGUUUCAGUACAGAGUAGCUGACAAGACGUGGACCAGCAUUAAAGUAGUGUUCCCUUCAAGCUGUGAGAAUGUAACCAUCCAGAACAUGGUUUGUUGUGCCAACAGGGUUUUCUUCAUAGCUUCUGGCAUGUUGAAGAAGAACCAGACUCCCAGUGGAGCAGCUGCAGCAGCAGCUCAUGCUAGUCAGAGCACGGCGUGGACAUGUUUCUUGAUGGAGAUAAACCAGAGUGCCGAGGAAAGCACCAUCAAGUGUAAACUGUUUCCUAGAAAUCCCAACACCGAGAUCAAUGUCUGUGCAGUGAACAACACCUAUGUGUGUGUGUCUGGCUGGAAAUGUGGGGAUAAAGGCGGCAAGAAGAGCAGACAUAGUGCUAAGUUUGUCUACUUUGAUACGAAAUCUGAACGCAGGUAUGAUUCAUCACGAGGGUGCAUAUUCGAGAACUACAUGUUUCCGUAUGCAGAUGGAAUUAUGGUUGGCAAACCUGGGAAAAUGUCUACUCGUGUGUUCUCAUUCCAGGACAGAAAGUGGAAGCCGAAGAAAGACUUUGGGAUUCCCCUUCCUCCAGAAAAUGGAGAUCGUGUGGAUUUCUCGUACACAUGUUGUAAAGAUGAGUUUUAUGUUUUUGGGGGAAAGAGCCUUGAGACCAAGGAACCAUUGAAGUCAGUGUUCAAGUACAGCCUUGAGAAGAAACAGUGGAUCAAGGUAGAGGACAUGCCUGAGGCUCUGAUGGGGAGUGCUGUGUGUGUGGGCAAAAUGCCUCGCGAUCACGUUCGCUGCCACAUACACUGUCCUCAUUGUCAGUAUGUGACACGCCGCAGUCAGGCAACAUAUGACAUAGCCUAUUCUGACAAUCCUGAUGAUGAUGAUGAAUAUUCUAUUGACAAUUACUCCUACGACUACUCCAACCAUUCGUAUGUGUGGGAUGAAGAUGACAUGAUAGACCUGGAUGAUGAUGAUGACAUCUAUGAUCAAGACUAUGACUACUGGGCAACAUAGAAGAAACUCUAGACUUAGGAGGCCUGUUUGUGCAUGGACACUUGCUGCAAGUGCUGUAGAUUAUGUGGAUAAAAGGACAGGUUAUGUAUGUCAAGCACUGCAAAAUGUGCAUAUGUGAUUGAAAACAAUUGAAAAUAGAUGUUGUGGCUCCAGUUACCAGAUCACCCUAUAUUAUCUCUGACUUAACCAACUAUUAUGGACAUUUUCAUCAAGUACUUGAUGACUACAACUUCAGCCUUAUUUCAUAGACUUUUCUUCUAUAUUGUAGUUUGUUAGUGUGUUUGUUUGUUUGUUUGUUGUUCUACGCCACACUCAACAAUAUUCCAGCUAUACGAAGGCUGUCUGUAAGUAAUCAAGUCUGGACCAGACAAUCUUGUGAUUGACAUCAUGAGCAUCGAUCUACGCAAUUGGGAUACAAUGACAUGCAUCAACCAAGUCAGGGAGCCUGACCACCCGAUCCCGUUUGUCGCCUCUGGUACUAUUACAGCCUGGUCACAAUCAGGGGUCACAUUUUUGUUGCACUUAUGUUGAAAAAUCAAGAGCAAUUAAAGUACUUUGUGGUGUAAACAACUAAAAGGUCAAUAUUAGCACUUUUAUGCUAAAAUAGUGAAAAGGGCUUUUCUUAUUUUCAUUCGGUUUUGUCUCAAACUCAUCAUAAACAUCCCAUUGGCUACGGACACUACAAGAUGCUAUUUAACAUAGAAAUAGACAGUUUAUUCAACAAAACAAUGAGGGCAGGUAAGUGUUCUAUUUGACUUGGCACAGUGGGGCCCAUUGCAAAGUAAACAGCGUAUUUCCUGUCUGAGAAAGCAUAUGAAACAUGAUUGAAAACUGUAAAUAAACUGAAAGAAGCAGUUUCUCUUCUCUAAAUACAUGGUUAUCAAUAUCUGGUAAGUUUUAUGAAAUCCUUUCAAGACGUUUAGAUAGUAGUAUAUGACAAACUUGUAAACCAGUAAGUGUAAAGAUAAAUAUCUUGGCAACUGACUCACUUGCCCUGAACUUAGGACACUACAAAUUGCAAAGUGUCUAAUUAGAGAACAGACAAACUGUAAUAAGAUAAAGACUCUUGUUAAAUGUCAAAUAGACAACUUUUUUCUUUGGAAACUACUCAAUGAAAAGCAAAAUCUAAUCAUCUAAGAAUCUGUGGCUACGGACACUACAUAUUGUAAAAUGUCCCAAAUAUUCAAAACCAAUUGAAUAGAGUGAAGGAAAACAUCAGAUUACUGUAGGUUUACAUAUUACAUGUACAUGAAAUAUUUCUUUUGGUUAAAUUACCAACUGGACUGUUCAAUCAAAAUACCAGGUCUUAAUAUAGGAAACUUUGGACCCUACAGGGCUACAGACAUUCAAGGGUAAUUCAAACAACUCGACCUGAGAUUAGUAGCGUGGGAUAAUCUGUAAAAUAUAUUAAAGCACAAACAGUCAGCUGUUGUUAAGUACUUGAGUAGCCAUAGGGCUACAGAAACUACAAAACACAUGCAUGACCCGCACCUGCUUACAUAACCAAGAUCAUACCUGAUAAUCAUGCCAUUUUUCACAAAGUUGGUAUUCCGAUUGGUGGAUAAAACAACAAACCAGCAAUACUUAAGCACAGUUUGUUGACACAUGAGGAGUAGAAAAUAGUAUGUAAAAUUCAAGAAAAUAUAAUGCAUACAUGAACCUUUUUUGUGAGGAAGUGUCAAAAUGUGUAGAUACAACAUUGAGAUAUACCUUCAGUUGAAGAGAGAUUGCUACUCCUUUAUGCUAAUGUAGUAUAACAUGUAAUGCAUUUUUUAAUAUUAACAAUCAAGCUUCAUCAAAUUUAGUCAAAAUUUAGGCAUGUUUUGGGGACAUGGCUAAAAAUGUUAAUGCCAAAGAGAAACGGGAACGUACUUAAUGUCACGUUGAGACAGUGCAACUGUAGCAUGAAACAGUACAUAUGACCUUCUUUUCAUCCCGUAAGUAACCAUUUAGGUCCUUGGUAUACAAGCUUGUCUAAGUAAUAUGACCCCCCCGAUUGUGACCAGGACAAUUACUAAUCAUGCUGAGUUUGAAAUUCUUUAAUCCAGUUAAAUACAACAUGAUUUGUUUCCUUAGAUUGAAUCGUUAUAGCGUUUUGUUCAGUACAUUACAAUGUUUCUUAACUAUCAUGCUAUUAAUCUUGUCAGAUUACAAUCUUUGUGUAAUUUACUACUUAUGACUCUCAUAUCCAUGCUGCUGUUUGUCCUAUUGACAGUGAUUAAUUUUGCCUUGUGGUCAGCUUUGUGAAAAGCAUUUAACACCUGUAUGCAAAUCUGAUUCAUCAGUGAUGUCAAUCUUAUUAUUCAUGCAUUGCAUAAUUGUCUAUUACGACUGAAAGUGACUCCUAGCAAUGUGCUGGGGGGAUAUGAAGCUUGUCACAACAGGAUAAGAUAUAUGUUUAAUGUUCAGCAGUGUCCUAAACAUUUGUUUUUGUAUGCUGUAUGCUAUGUAACAGUGCUGCUACAACUUUGAAGUUGUGUAGGCAUGCUUACUGCCUACCAUGUUUACCGUCAUGCCUCAUUGUAACAUGGCUUCAUGGGUGUACAAGUAUCACCAGCUCUUACCAUGUUUACCGUCAUGCCUCAUUGUUACAUGACUUCAUGGGUGUACAAGUAUCACCAGCUCUUACCAUGUUUACCGUCAUGCCUCAUUGUAACAUGGCUUCAUGGGUGUACAAGUAUCACCAGCUCUUGCCAUGUUUACCGUCAUGCCUCAUUGUAACAUGGCUACAUGGGUGUACAAGUAUCACCAGCUCUUACCAUGUUUACCGUCAUGCCUCAUUGUAACAUGGCUUCAUGGGAGUACAAGUAUUGCCAGCCCCUAUGAGGCCUACAGAGAUUAACUGAUCUACCUUUUUGACUCAUUUUACAAAUGGUAUGUGGUGAAUUUGUGUACAGUCACAACUGUGACAUCACAAUCUUUAGUGUAGCAUCAUACCAUACAUACUGUGCAGCAGGAACAACAAUCUAUGACAGAACUGUUUCAUCUAGCAUGGGCUAUAGAAAACAUAAUUAAUGCAAGUCCGAUUGUGCACCUUUAAUUGUUAACAUGAUUAGUAUGUUUGUAUUAUAAGGGGGCUGUUCAUGGAUCAAGACCCGUUGUGAUGGUUAAGUCAUUGUAAAAACAGUUUAAUCGAUAUUGUAUCAACAGUUUUCAUGUUAACAUAUCAAGAAAUGUUUGUAUUUAUAUGUACUGUUGUGACCUUUAAUGCCACUGAACUAGGGUAACUGGUCAUCUGUGUGUAUGCUGGAAGUACAUCAAUGGUUAUUUUUUAUUGAUAGUCUAUAUCCUUUAUAUUUAUGUUUGUUCAUGCUUGAAAUCCAAUGUCUAUGUUCUAUGUAUGUCAGAAUAGGAUAGACAAAAACUUGGCAGAACAAAUCAACAUCGAUGAGAUACCCAUCUGUGCUGUGCAUACAUUACCUGGCUCACAAAUCCCUUUUUUGCAAGCUGUUGAUGCCUCCUAUACUACUAUGUAGAAAUAAACCAUUGAAUAAUGA
Messenger RNA from Haliotis rufescens (red abalone), 9968 nucleotides. Its product is annotated as calicin-like. The record is from RefSeq and is a predicted model, not a curated record. Bases 4411 to 6471 code for a protein of 686 amino acids. Gene Ontology annotation, molecular function: protein binding. NCBI's taxonomy places the organism in Eukaryota, Metazoa, Mollusca, Gastropoda, Lepetellida, Haliotidae. The transcript is spliced from 4 exons.